UUCCGCAAAAACUAAGGGCGUUGAAGCGUGGGGAUAACUGCUCCGCUGUUUUGGAGCCCUGGCAACAACGCCGUACACAGCGUGAAGCAACCCGUGCACAUGCGCAGAUACUGUCCGUGUUCGAGUGCAUCAACACCGUUAUGUAUCAUUGGUAAAUUGUGACUGACUGAUUGACAAAUAAUAAUGAGUUAUUUAUGAUGCAAGGUGAUUUGUAGGUCAGUCAGUCGCCUGCAGUCGUUUUGAUUAUCUCGAAUACAGUCCAUUUCUGCGGUGCUGCUCGUGGCAACGUCAUGUCGUCGAGUCUACCUUUUACCGGACGUCCCGAUGAUCCCAUUUAGACUUAGACUCUUCUAGAGAAGGAUAGAGAGUGGGAAAGAGGAAAGAGCUUGGGGAUGGCGGACAAAUCUCUCACGGUGUUCGUGAAGCUGUUCGCCGCGGUAUUUUACGGACUCAGUUCUUUCCUCAUCGUCGUGGUAAACAAGAGCAUCCUCACAAACUAUAGGUUCCCCUCGUCAAUAUGUGUCGGCAUCGGUCAGAUGCUGGCCACCGUGGUCGUGCUGUGGGUGGGCAAGGCUCUGAGGGUGCUAAGUUUCCCAGACUUCGACCAUAGUAUACCUCGCAAGACCUUCCCGCUCCCUUUCUUGUACGUAGGGAACCAGAUAACGGGACUGUUUGGAACAAAACGCCUAAACCUGCCGAUGUUCACAGUCCUCAGGAGGUUCUCCAUUCUCUUCACCAUGAUGGCUGAAGUUCUGCUGCUCAAGAAGACAUUCUCCAGGCCUGUCCAGCUAACAGUGUUUACUAUGAUCCUGGGGGCGUUUGUAGCAGCAAGUGCUGACCUGUCUUUCGACCUCCAAGGCUAUGUGUUUAUUCUGCUAAAUGAUGUUCUGACUGCAGCUAACGGAGCCUACGUCAAGCAGAAGCUAGACUCGAAGGAGCUGGGGAAGUAUGGCUUGCUGUAUUAUAAUGCGUUGUUUAUGAUCUUUCCAACAAUGCUGCUAGCUCAACUCACUGGAGACGUUCAGAGGGCGGUGGAGUAUGAUGGCUGGUCAGACCUCCUGUUUCUCAGCCAGUUCAUCCUAUCCUGUAUAAUGGGGUUUGUGUUGAUGUAUUCUACAGUGCUCUGUACACAAUACAACUCAGCUCUAACCACCACCAUCGUGGGCUGUAUCAAGAAUAUUCUAGUGACAUACAUCGGGAUGGUGUUUGGUGGAGACUACAUUUUCUCUUGGACAAAUUUCAUUGGUUUAAAUAUCAGUAUUGCAGGUAGCCUGGUAUACUCCUACAUUACUCUGACAGAGGAACAGUCCAGUAAACCCUCUGAGAACGCCAUGGAGAUCAAGGGGAAAGUGGUGGUAUGACAUCAUGGUGACAUCAAUGGUAUGCCAGAGGAAAACUCACUGGAGAUCCUUUUUCAAAUGUUAAUGGUACAAGAGAACAUUCUAUUUUUGGUACAUGUUGUAUUUAUGGACUUGACAGCUGUGGUUACCAUAGCAACCGACUGGACACCCCACCGUGGCAACAGGCUCCUCCCACUGGACACAUGGAUUAGGAGGGCGGUGCUGGGGCAAGAUGAUUACGAUAUUUAUAACGGAUCGAUUUUAAAGGGUGCUUUUACUUCCUCGUGUUUUAGUCAUUAGACGAUUACAUCAUGGAGAGCACGGUGUUCCCGUUUUGGGUGAAAUGUGUUCAUGGGGAUUGAAUUCUCUCCUGAUGUCAGAACCAAGCAGAAUGUUCCCCCAAACAGGAAUGGUCCAAUGGAAUCUGAGGCAGUAUUAUGUGGGUGAUGUUGACCAUCAUACUGUUAGAGUAGGAAGUUUACAUACACCUUAGCCAAAUACAAUACUCAGUUUCACAAUUCCUGACAUUUAAUCCUAGUAAAAUUUCCCUGUCUUAGGUCAAUUAGGAUCACAACUUUAUUUUCAGAAUGUGAAAUGUCAGAAUAAUGAGAGAAUCACAUUCCCAGUGGGUCAGAAGUUUACAUACACUCAAUUAGUAUUUGGUUGCAAUGUCUUCAAAAUUGUUUAACAUUGGUCAAACGUUUCCUUCCACAAGCUUCCCACAAUAAUUUGGGUGAAUUUUGGCCCAUUCCUCCUGGCAGAGCUGGUGUAACUGAGUCAGGUUUGUAGGCCUCCUUGCUCGCACACGCUUUUUCAGUUCUGCCAACAAAUAUUCUAUAGGAUUGAGGUCAGGGCUUUGUGAUAGCCACUCCAAUACCAUGACUUUGUUGUCCUUAAGCCAUUUUGCCACAACUUUGAAAAUAUGCUUGGGGUCAUUCAACCCAUUUGCGACCAAGCUUUAACUUCCUGACUGAUGUCUUGAGAUGUUGCUUCAAUAUAUCCCCAUAAUAUUCCUUCUUCAUGCCAUCCAUUUUGUGAAGUGCACCAGUCCCUCCUGCAGCAAAGCCCCCACAACAUGAUGCUGCCACCCCUGUGCUUCAAGGUUGGGAAGGUGUUCUUCGGCUUGCAAGCCACCCCCCUUUUUCCUCCAAACAUAACGAUGGUCAUUAUGACCAAACAGUUAUAUUUUUGUUUCAAACCGUAGUCUGGCUUUUUUAUGGCGGGUUUGGAGAAGUGGCUGCUUCCUUGUUGAGCGGCCUUUCAGGUUACGUCGAUAUAGGUCUCGUUUUACUGUGGAAGAUACUUGUGUACCCGUUUCCUCCAGCAUCUUCACAAGGUCCUUUGCUGUUGUUCUGGGAUUGAUUUGCACUUUUCACACAAGUACGUUCAUCUCUAGGAGACAGAACGCGUCUCCUUCCUGAGCGGUAUGACGGCAGCGUGGUCCCAUGGUGUUUAUACUUGCGUACUAUUGCUUGUACAGAUGAAUGUGGUACCUUCAUGCGUUUGGAAAUUGCUCCCAAGGAUGAACCGGACUUGUGGAGGUCUACAAUUUAUUUUCUGAGGGUCUUGGCUGAUUUCUUUAGAUUUUCUCAUGAUGUCAAGCAAAGAGGCACUGAGUUUGAAGGUAGGCCUUGAAAUACAUCCACACCUCCAAUUGACAUAAUUUCCCAAGCUGUUUAAAGGCACAGUCAACUUAGUGUAUGUAAACUUCUGACCCACUGGAAUUGUGAUACAGUGAAUUAUAAGUGAAAUAAUCUGUCUGUAAACAAUUGUUGGAAAAAUGACUUGUGUCAUGCACAAAGUAUAUGUCCUAACCAACUUGCCAAAACUAUAGUUUGUUAACAUGAAAUUUGUGGAGUGGUUGAAAAACAAGUUUUAAUGACCAACCUAAGUUUAUGUAAACUUCUGACUUCAACUGUAUCUGAAAAGAAACUGUUUAUUGUCAUUCUAUUUCUGAAUGUCUGCUCUGGGUUUUAUAAAGGGUUUGUAUGUGUGACUGGGUCUCUGUAGAGGCAAUAAUGUUAAGUUUAUGAUUGUCAAAUCUUUUCAUUUGCUUUUAAAAACAAUAUUGCACUUUUACCAGCUGUCGGUCUAGCUAGCCAAUGUUAGGAGAAAGUCCGUCUGUAUUUAGCCAGUGUUGGGAGAAGGUGAACUAUAGAUGCCUUACUGUGACACGCCAUGUCCAGGGUUAACUUACCCUAAAGGCGCCGAAUGUGGAUCUAGCGUUCGUCUGCCGAUCGUUAGGGACCACCCUCCUUAGACGUCUGACUCGUGCUUCUACAUGGACAAUCGGUGCACACACUGUUCACACAUUACGUUCAGAGGUGCUAAGUACUCUCUGCCACCAAACUAAAGGUGUCUGGGCCCUAAAGACCAGAGGUUAACGCCACCCUAACAAUAAAAGCUCCAUGUUUUCCUUGGACUUGAAGCAUACAAAGAGUCUAAAGGUAGACUCAGCAAAAUGUUGCCACGAGCAGCACCGCAGAUAUUGAGAUGAGCGAGAUGCAAGACUUUGCUGUCACAGACAGUAUGGGUUUGUUUCAUAUCAACUCAAAUUGAAUUCUUCCGCUGCUCUAUGUUGGCUACAUACUUCAGUCUGAGACUGCCCUCGUAAUGAAGGGUGUUGUACAAAGUCAUCAGAUCGUCUUUAACCAGGGUAUCGAAGCCAAUGACACAUUUUCUAAACGCUGCUUUAUCCAAGUGUGUUCUGGCACAGCACAUCUGUCUCUGGGACCAAUCAAAACGGUUAGGAUGUUUGCUUUCUAGAAAUCGCCGGGAUCCAGACCCUUCCGUUGGCGUGGCAUUUGGCCGGCGCGAAAAGUUUGGGUAGCCAGAGCACCAAAACAGCACAGAAGUUGAGUCUAUUGACCCAAUAUGCUGUUUAGUUUUUGCAUGUACGUCUUAUCGCUGAGUCUACCUAGCACAAGCGUCACUUGCUGCGAGCGCGUCUCAUUGAUUAGUGGGUCUGUUUUAACUGUAGCUGGCAGGCAACACCUUGCUUUUGUUAAAGCUUUUAGAUUUGUUUCAUAGUUUGGCUGUCAGAGGUUAACUUCUCCCCUAAGGGUUAAGGAUGGGACUACCUUAACCCUGAAGGCUGUUUAAUACGGGGUCCUUUUACAUGCCAUUACCCAACAACAGUCAAGUUGUCAGGUGUCGUAAUAUUCACCUUUUUGAUAUACCAAUGUCUGCACUCCCCAAGGUUUUAGCUGGGUGUACUUUGUGUUACUGAUCUGUGUAGUAAGUUGAGUGAAUCAUGUUGAUCACUUAACAAGGCUGUAACAUGUCAAACUAUCUUCAAAAUCAGAACAAUGUUUUUUUAACAUUAAAAAUACCUCAUCUACAA
Molecule: messenger RNA, 4683 nt
Organism: Salvelinus fontinalis (brook trout)
Lineage: Eukaryota; Metazoa; Chordata; Actinopteri; Salmoniformes; Salmonidae
Product: UDP-N-acetylglucosamine/UDP-glucose/GDP-mannose transporter-like
Exons: 12
Coding region: 393-1361 (322 amino acids)
Cellular component (GO): Golgi apparatus
Molecular function (GO): antiporter activity; GDP-fucose transmembrane transporter activity
Source: RefSeq, a predicted model, not a curated record